This is a messenger RNA of Neopsephotus bourkii (Bourke's parrot), 1231 nucleotides long. RefSeq names its product cyclin dependent kinase 7 (gene CDK7). Lineage: Eukaryota; Metazoa; Chordata; Aves; Psittaciformes; Psittacidae. The transcript is spliced from 11 exons. Gene Ontology annotation, biological process: protein phosphorylation; positive regulation of transcription by RNA polymerase II. The coding region runs from base 325 to 1083 and encodes 252 amino acids. Gene Ontology annotation, cellular component: cytoplasm; transcription factor TFIIK complex; nucleus. Gene Ontology annotation, molecular function: RNA polymerase II CTD heptapeptide repeat kinase activity; ATP binding; cyclin-dependent protein serine/threonine kinase activity. The record is from RefSeq and is a predicted model, not a curated record.
CAGAGUUCCGUGACCGCCUCCUGAGGGAAAGCGCCAGGAGCUCUGCAGCGGAGGCCUCACGGUUGCCGGCUCACCUGCCCGGCUGUGACGCUGGCGUCUCUCUCCUCUUAGUUUGCUACCGUAUAUAAAGCGAAGGACAAGAACACCGACCGAAUCGUGGCUAUUAAAAAGAUUAAGCUGGGGCAUAGAUCAGAAGCUAAAGAUGGAAUCAACAGAACAGCCCUCAGAGAGAUAAAAUUGUUACAGGAGCUAAGUCAUCCAAAUAUUAUUGGUCUUCAAGAUGCAUUUGGACACAAGUCCAAUAUUAGUUUGGUAUUUGAUUUUAUGGAAACGGAUCUAGAGGUUAUUAUAAAGGAUACUAGUAUUGUGUUGACACAGUCUCAUAUCAAGGCAUAUAUGCUGAUGACCCUUCAAGGAUUAGAAUAUUUGCAUCAGCACUGGAUUCUACACAGGGAUCUUAAACCAAAUAAUUUGUUGUUAGAUGAAAACGGAGUUUUAAAAUUGGCUGACUUUGGCUUGGCAAAAUCUUUUGGAAGCCCAAACAGAGUUUAUACACACCAGGUAGUAACAAGGUGGUACCGAGCCCCAGAACUAUUGUUUGGUGCUAGAAUGUAUGGUGUUGGUGUCGAUAUGUGGGCUGUUGGUUGUAUUUUAGCUGAACUGCUUCUUAGGGUUCCCUUUUUACCUGGAGACUCCGAUCUUGACCAGCUAACAAAGAUAUUUGAAACACUGGGCACUCCAACAGAAGACCUGUGGCCUGGGAUGACAAGUCUUCCAGAUUAUGUCACAUUUAAGUCUUUUCCUGGAAUGCCCCUUCACCAUAUCUUCAGUGCAGCUGGUGAUGAUUUGCUUGAUCUUCUGCAAGGCUUAUUCACAUUUAAUCCGUGCACAAGGCUUACAGCUACUCAGGCAUUGAAACAGAAGUAUUUCAGUAACCGACCAGGACCAACACCAGGAAAUAGGCUGCCAAGACCCAACUGUCCCGGAGAAGUUGCGAAAGAGCAACAAAAUGCACUUUCAAAUUUAAAAAGAAAAAGAACAGAUGGAAUAGAUCAAGGACUACCAAAAAAGCUGAUUUUCUGAUUGCUGUGAGUGGUGGAUGAAAAUAAGUGAAAAUAGCCCAAGUCCCAGUCAUUGAAAGAAAGCUGAAGUAGCCGUCAGAUGGUUAUUUUGUGAUAUUCCAAUACGUAAAAUGUGAAUUUAAUAUUUCCUUGAUGAAACAGUGAUUUUA